Lethenteron reissneri (Far Eastern brook lamprey) is the source of this 1863-nucleotide messenger RNA. Its product is annotated as latent-transforming growth factor beta-binding protein 4-like. Gene Ontology annotation, molecular function: calcium ion binding. The record is from RefSeq and is a predicted model, not a curated record. NCBI's taxonomy places the organism in Eukaryota, Metazoa, Chordata, Hyperoartia, Petromyzontiformes, Petromyzontidae.
AUUUAAAACCAGACCAUGUGCUUUGCCAGUGCUGGCAGGGAAACAGCAAAGACUGACUGCUCUGCUUGCUGUUGUGUGCCGGCCUCUCCCGCCUGUAAACUUAACUCAAUUGAAUCGGAUGAUUGUUGCAACUGCUGUUGCUGCUAGCAGAUAAAUGCAGUAACCGUCACAGUUUGUUGAAAGCUAAUUUUGUAACGUAGCAAAAUCUCGCUAAGUUCGCGAGCUGAGGAAAAGAAUAAGGCAUACGUAUCCGUUGCUGUUGUUGUUAACUUCAAGAAGUACACCUAGACACAGCCGCGUUCAUUUAUUAAGCUCGUUGAAGCAGCGUUCGAACAACGCAUUUGAUAUUCCACGUGAAUAACGAGGAGGACAGUUGGGACAAGAGGAUGAGGUGCCUGCUUCUAUCGCUGGUGCUGCUGCCACAGCUGCUGCUGCUGCUGCUCGUUGUUGUUGUGCCAGCCGCCACCUCGUCGCAGGAGGAGAAGCCCCGGGCGGCGAGGGAGGUGUCGGAGGAUGAGAAAUCGAAGUCCGGGGUGGCGGUGGACGUCGCGGUAAAUGGCGACGAGCACGUGGUGGUGGUGAAAGAGUCGGGGAAGCGCGUUGCCAUCACCUCGCGCUUCUGCGGUGACGACUCGUGCUACGUCCUCCACCAGUCGCACGACUCGACGAUGAGCCUGGAGGAGGCGCAAGACUUCUGCGCGCUCGUGAGCGGCGGGCCGGCCUACUUGGCCACCGUGCUCGACCAGGUCGACGCCGAUAUGCUCGCGAGGGCGAUCGUCGCCUCGGCCUCGUUGUCCAUCGACGGGGAGCUGUGGCUCGGCUUGCGGCGGGGACGCGAGGGAUGCGCGAACCCCGAGGGACCUCUGCGCGGAUUCGCGUGGCAAGGGGCUGGGGCGUCGGAGCCGUCGUCCGCUGUCACCUACUCGGGGUGGCGCGGGGAGGCGCAGGAGCGGUGGGACUGCGGCCGUGAGCAGUGCGUCAGCCUGGCGUUGGUCAACGCGAGUGAAGGCGGCUCCGAGUGGAGGCAGAGAUACUGCGAUGACUCGACGGGCGUGCGUGGUGCCGCGUGUCGCCUCUCGUGCCACGGCCGUCCCUGCGCUCGGGGUCCCAGACCGAAUCCGCCGCCCAUCGACGUCAGCCGCCGGCCGCAUAGGGAGGCUCCGUGCGACACGGGCUACGCCGCGAUGCCGUCGGGGGCGUGCGAAGACAUCGACGAAUGCGACAACUUCGAGCAGUGCGAGAACGCGCUCUGCGACAACACCGAGGGCGGCUUCAACUGCGACUGCUUCAGCGGCUACGCGCGCGUCAACAACACCCACUGCUCGGACGUGGACGAGUGCGCAGAGGAGACUCCACCCUGCGGCGCGUUCAAGUGUCGCAAUCGUGAAGGCUUCUUCGAGUGCCUCUGCCCGCCGGGCUAUGAGCAGGACAAGAGCGGCAUCUCAUGCGACGACGUGAACGAGUGCGUCGCGCCGGAUAACGGCGGCUGCCAGCACGACUGCAAGAACGUAAAGGGUGGCCGCAACUGCUCGUGCCGCGCCGGCUACGAGCUGGCGCGGGACGAGCGUUCGUGCGUCGAACGCAGGACGACGGAGGAGGAUGAGGACGAAGCGGCGGCGGCGUCGCCCGGACGGAACCUGCUCGUGACAAUCGUCGUACUCGUGCUCGUCGCGGUUGCGUGCGCGUCGGUCGCGGUGCUCGCGUGGCGUCGCUGUCAGAGGAAGAGGAGCGGGUCGUCGUCGGGGACGCGGCAGGGAGUGAGCGCGCUGGGCGGUGAGAGGUCCUCGCGCGAGCAACGGGUCAACGUCGCCGGCGAGGGUGACGCGUGGGUCGACUCACAGCCGUAGGGGGCGGGGGGGGGGU